This is a messenger RNA of Pimephales promelas (fathead minnow), 1978 nucleotides long. NCBI's taxonomy places the organism in Eukaryota, Metazoa, Chordata, Actinopteri, Cypriniformes, Leuciscidae. The record is from RefSeq and is a predicted model, not a curated record.
UGAAGAAAUUAGAGUUUAGGGAACAUGAAUGAUCCAGAACCCUGCCGAAUAAAACAUGAAGAUACUGAAAAUCAAAGAGGCCUGAUGGAAGAGAACGAGGAGAGUGAAACGAAGGAGAAACAUGAUGUCAAAAGUGAUGAACAUAGUUUGAGUCACUUUCAUUUCCUGAAAAGAAGAGACAAAAAAUCUUUCACCUGCCCUCAGUGUGGGAAGAGUUACACCGAACAAGGAAGCCUGACGAGACACAUGCGAAUCCACACCGGAGAGAGGCACACAUGUGAUCAGUGCGGGAAGAGUUACACAGAUAAAGGAAACCUUCAGGUGCACAUGAGGAUCCACACUGGAGAGAAGCAUGCGUGCAGUCAGUGUGAGAAGAGUUUCACAUACACACAGAGUCUUAAACUUCACAUGAGAAUCCACAGUGGAGAGAAGCCACACACAUGUGAUCAGUGCGGGAAGAGUUUUUUACAGAAAGGCGGCCUUCGGGAUCACAUGAAAAUCCACACUGGAGAGAAACCGCACGCAUGUGAUCAGUGUGGGAAAGGGUUUGCAAAAAAAGGAUCCCUUAAGGAACACAUGAGGACCCACACUGGAGAGAAGCCGCACACAUGUGAUCAGUGCGGGAAGAGUUUCAGGAAGAUAUGCAGUUUAAAAUCGCAUCUGCGUUCUCAUUCUGGAGAAAGACCGUUUUACUGUGAUCAGUGCGGAAAAACAUUUCUUAGGCCAGAUGCGCUGAAGGACCACAUGAAAGUUCACACAAAGGAGAGGCCUUAUGUGUGUUCUUUGUGUGGAAAGAGUUUCAGUCACUUGGGUACAUUAAAAUUACACCAGAAAAGACACAACGGCGUCAAGAAUCAUGUGUGCAUUGAUUGCGGGAAGACUUUUGUUAGAGAUGGUGAACUGAAACUGCACCAGAGAAGUCACACUGGUGAGAGACCUUACAAGUGUUCACACUGCGACAAGAGAUUCAGUCGAUCAGAACAUCUGAAAAACCACGCAAAACUACAUUAAUGUAAUGCGCAAAUCUCUCUGCUCGUGUGCGGAAUAUAAUGUGCCGCUCGCUCUCAGAUACACGCUCUUGUAAGAAUACCGGUAGGUCUCGCUCAGAGAAUCCGGCACAUAAAACGUGUUCAGUGCAAUCGCGAAUCUCUCCUCUUCCCCAGAUAACAAUUUUAGGUUAUAAGAACGUUUUCAUAACGUUCCCAUUAAGUUAUAAAAACGUUAUUUCUGAAUAUUCUAGGAACAUUCAAAACGUCCAGUUUUUGACGUUGUAUUAACGUUAUUUCUUGGUUAUAAGAACGUUCAGUUCUCCCUUUAUAUAAACGUUGUAUUAACGUUCUUGCUUGGCCAUGAGAACAUCAUUCUGUAAGAAAUUAUUGUCUGCUCUGAUCCAACUUCCACAUUCAUCAACUUCCUUCAUUAAAAGAGCUUACUUAUCAUAGAGACAAUCCUUUCCAAUCAAGUAAUGUGCACAGAGUCACAUUUAUCAACUAUAGUUUGGGAGCGACAGCAGGUAAUCAGGAACCAUCCUGAUUACAGGGACUUCAAAUAAAUGUUAUCACCUUAACAUUUGACUGUUCUACAUUGAAGUGAUGUACAUUGAGUUUCACACUUUGGAGUUGUGAUGAUGAUGAUGUCACCUGUUAAGCAUGAGAGUUCUGCCUGUUAUAUUUUCUCUAUUAUAAAUUAAAUGAAUCAGGUGAGCUGAUUGGGUUUUCAUCAAGGUGUGAGUGGGACUGUUAUGCUGAUGAGAUUAGGACUGGGGAAAUGGGCUAACUCCUGUACUUCAUUUACAUGCUGAGUGGGAAGACGAAUGGAAUACAGUAUAAUGUUUGAGCUGAGAUUAUUUCGGGGUUAAUUCUGACGCCGUUGAACCCAAGGUGCUUAGAGUGCCGUGCCACUGCUAUAGACCUUAUUCAGAGCAGCGCCAUGACAGGUAUGAAAGUGAGGCUGUGAGGGAUAGACUUACCAUGUUUCC